GAAAUUUCUCCAGUCUUCUCUCCUCCUCUCUUUCAAUCUUUCUUCUGAUUCUGCCAAAAUUCACGAGUAACGUUGCGUGGUUUACGCUAGAUCGAUGGGUAUUACGGAUAAGUUAACGAACUUGAAGAUUGCGCCAAGUUUGGAUAGAAUGAUUGAUAGAAUUACGUCCUACGACGAUAUCUUCUAUCGGUUAGAGCAACGUGACACACCGGAUUUAACGACACAAGAAAAAAGGGAAUUGCUGGAAAAUUUAUAUGUGAAAAAUCCACACUUGUUUAUGAGACGUUAUCACAGAUAUUUGACAGUAGAAGAUUGCGACUGUUUUGAUCAAGAUGAUUAUGAAAUUCAGUUUUAUGCAAAAGCAGUGAUAGAAAGAUGUAGAGAUACGGACACGAAAAAGCGGAAGGAUGUAAGACUUCGAAAUCAACGCUAUGCAGAAUUACUGCGGUUAAAAAGAGAAACGGAUUAUUUUUCGGAUAAGAAAAUGCGAGAGCGAGAACCGUUGUUGUUUGACAAAAUGAUUGGCAGAUUUUUACCAGAAGAAGAGCAAAUCCAUCUCAGACCAACUAUUGAAAAUGAGUCUCUUUCUGGUGUUUUAAUGCAAUUCGAAGAUUCUCAAAUCAUUUCAAAUCGACGAACGGCUCAUCUAAAUGAAUGGAAUGACUUUUUAAAGUAUGAUAGGGAGAAUAUGUCGAAGUUUGGUGACUUAGUACAACAUGCAAGGAGCCGGUUUUGUGAAGAGAUGGAAAGUGGUAACGACGAAAUGAAGUCUGAAGACGGCUAUGAAGUUAUUAAUGAUGAUUCUAAACCAACUUCCAGUCAUAAAAUGGAAGAGGAAAUGGCUUCAGAAUCUUCAGAUGAAAACCAUGAUAAGGAAGAGCUGAGAGCAGACUUCAUCGAUCAUAUGGAGCAACGGUUCUUAAGAGGUGAUGAUACGGAAUUUUACGACUACUCUAUUAUCGAUAACGUGAUGACAAAGGAGUACGAACAGAUGCACGAUCGAGAUUUAGAGGAUGCAUACUUCGAAAAUGAUUAAUCGCUUAUGGAAUUCUUCAAAAUCUUCAUUCAACGAUUAUACUGUUAUACUAAUACGUAUGUUGCUCUGAAUAACUAAUUGAGAAAUAGUGAGUUAUAGAAAUUGUUUUUUCAAUGUGAUUACAACAAGAUUAUUCUAAACUUUAAUUUCUCCCUUGUUACGAUUGUAAAUAAUAAAGAUCCUGCUUGGGGGAAUUGUCAUAUGUUUCAAUGAAUUGAAUAUAAAUUAUUUGACAGAGCCAACAGUGCUAGUACCGAAUACAAUUGCUAACGGGAUUUGGCUGAUUAUCGAUCCAAGCACAUAGCACAAUUGAGCUUCUCCGACCCCAUAUAAUUUGUUUUUCAUUGUGUACAAUACGACCUAUAGAUUCAUUAUUACAUGUAUGAGCGUAAUUGAUAAAGAACACUGUCUUUUCCAUGACCGCAGAACUGUUCGCAUAACUGAAGAUU
Molecule: messenger RNA, 1485 nt
Organism: Loa loa (African eye worm)
Lineage: Eukaryota; Metazoa; Nematoda; Chromadorea; Rhabditida; Onchocercidae
Exons: 6
Coding region: 95-1036 (313 amino acids)
Source: RefSeq, a predicted model, not a curated record